GCUCCUGGUUUUCAGCAGGGAAAAAGGGGCGAACGUACGCGUAGCCAGCAGCAGUAGCGGGGGAGGAAGAUGAUGAUGACUCAAGUGGCCAACCACAGCAAGAGGAACCACACCGACAGCUACUUCAGCGGGAAGCAGCAGCAGGCCGGCGCCACCACCGCCACCAGCAGCGGCUCGGAGGAGUUCGGGGGCAUGGGGUCCAAGAAGCCGAGGAACGCUAGCCCCAGGGGCGGCGGCGGCCCCAUUUCUCCCAAGGAGAAGAAGGACAAGGUCGGCGAGAGAGUGGCGGCGCUGCAGCAGCUCGUGUCGCCAUUUGGGAAGACGGACACAGCUUCUGUUCUUCAGGAGGCCUCGGGCUACAUCAAGUUCCUGCACCAGCAGCUCGAGGUUCUUAGCUCCCCGUACAUGCGCCCUCCUCCGGCGCCCGGCGCCGAGCCUGAGGACCCCGAGCACUACAGCCUGCGGAACCGCGGCCUGUGCCUGGUGCCGGUGGAGCAGACGCUGCAGCUGACCCAGAGCAACGGGGACGACCUCUGGGCGCCGGCGAACACCACCAGGCGCUGCUGAAGCGAAGCCCGAGGCUGGCCCAGUCUCGACGGCGGCGAUGGCCGCACUGCGUGGCAGGGGUAGAAUUCCGGUGCAAGCGCGCGCAUGCGCAUGGCUGACCCAAUUCAGUCAAUCACCUAACACAAUCGUUUCAUUUCGUUUCGUUUCCGUGAACAUCCUCAGCACACCCUGUGCUGGCGCCGGUAGUAUGUAAAAUUAAUCAGCCCACCUCUAUCAGCAUGUUAUUUGGAACAUGGUUUGACGGAGUUGAUUCUGAUACUGCAAGGCA
Messenger RNA from Triticum aestivum (bread wheat), 835 nucleotides. RefSeq names its product transcription factor bHLH153. The record is from RefSeq and is a predicted model, not a curated record. Gene Ontology annotation, molecular function: protein dimerization activity; RNA polymerase II cis-regulatory region sequence-specific DNA binding; DNA-binding transcription factor activity, RNA polymerase II-specific. The coding region runs from base 70 to 567 and encodes 165 amino acids. Gene Ontology annotation, cellular component: nucleus. Gene Ontology annotation, biological process: regulation of transcription by RNA polymerase II. NCBI's taxonomy places the organism in Eukaryota, Viridiplantae, Streptophyta, Magnoliopsida, Poales, Poaceae. The transcript has 4 exons.